CUUCCAUAGUUUCUUCCCCAACCCAACACCCCUUCUAAACCCUACUACUCACCAAAUCUGAAAUCCCUUCUUCAUCAACAUGGCCGGAACCCUAACUACCUCUGCCGGAGCAACGUCUUUUCGGUUCCUCAAUGGCGACUGCUUUUCUACCGCCACCUCAAUCGGAUCAAACUCAAGAGUGUAUAUUGGCGUUCGUAACGUUCCUAAGGCCUCGCUUCAUGCCGUCGUGGAAGAACCAGUGAUGGAGUCUACGAAGAUGAAACCGAGGAGUUUAUAUGAUGUUCUACGAGUGAAGCGAAACGCUACGCCGAGUGAGAUCAAGUCUGCAUACCGGAGUUUGGCGAAACGGUACCAUCCAGAUGCUUCCGAUUCCAAGCAGAACGACGACCGUGAUUUUAUCGAUAUUCAUAACGCUUACGCCACCUUGUCUGAUCCAUCCACACGAGCGUUAUAUGAUCUGAAGUUGAGUACGGGAUUGGAAAGGCGAUCAGGAGGACUCGGAAGAAGUUCGGAAUUCUAUAGCUGCCGGAGAUGGGAGACCGAUCAGUGUUGGUAGAUUUUUUAGAGAAGAGAAAUCAUGUAAAUUAUGUGCCCCUUUUUUUAACACUUUCUUCUUUCUAUUCAUCCACUUCCAACUCCAGUUAGACAGAUUGAAGCAAUCGGGGCUUGUUUAUGAUUCAUGUUUUUUGGCUAUCAAUGAAUCCAAACUUUCUGUAA
Messenger RNA from Cynara cardunculus var. scolymus (artichoke), 717 nucleotides. RefSeq names its product chaperone protein dnaJ 11, chloroplastic-like. The transcript has a single exon. The record is from RefSeq and is a predicted model, not a curated record. Bases 80 to 556 code for a protein of 158 amino acids. Lineage: Eukaryota; Viridiplantae; Streptophyta; Magnoliopsida; Asterales; Asteraceae.